Osmerus eperlanus (European smelt) is the source of this 3070-nucleotide messenger RNA. It is a transcript of the gene ecm2, whose product is annotated as extracellular matrix protein 2, female organ and adipocyte specific. The record is from RefSeq and is a predicted model, not a curated record. The transcript is spliced from 10 exons. Lineage: Eukaryota; Metazoa; Chordata; Actinopteri; Osmeriformes; Osmeridae. The coding region runs from base 152 to 2380 and encodes 742 amino acids. Gene Ontology annotation, molecular function: heparin binding; protein binding; collagen V binding. Gene Ontology annotation, biological process: extracellular matrix organization; positive regulation of cell-substrate adhesion. Gene Ontology annotation, cellular component: extracellular matrix.
GCUUGUCUGUUUAAAACAUCUAUCUGUUCAGCAGCCGAGCAGUCGCACACUGUCUUACAGCUGCUGGCACUGUCCAGAGAGCUUAGGAAAGAGUGGAAAAUAUUUGGCCUUGCAAAUCGCCUGCAAACCACUGGUAGGCUAACAUCCAGUUAUGCGGCAGCUGUGUGUUAUCGUCAGCCUGUGGUUGCUCGUGUUGCUGAGCCUAGCCCAGAGCCAAGACCAGGACCGGCUGGCGGGGGUUACCCGGGGGAGGAGGCAGCGGACAGGGCACGGGAGACCCAGGGAAGGGCACCACUCUCAAGCCCUGACCCGCACGGGCAGCCUCCCUCUCAACCACGGAGAAGAGGGUGGUGCGUCUAUCUUCAUAGAGUCUUACAGAAGUGUUAGGGACCCACAGACCAACUACAAUGUCAUUCCAGGAAAGCAGGGUCAGUGUGUGUACCAGGGCAUCACCAUGUUCAACAAGGCUGUGUGGUCCCCCAAGCCCUGUGUCACCUGUCUGUGCACCGGUGGGGAGGUGGUCUGCGAUGAGGUCUCCUGUCCCACAAUGCACUGCCACUUCCCUUUCAUCCCCACUGGAGAGUGUUGCCCUGUCUGUAUGGACGCAGCCCCUGAUCUGCCUGACUUCUCUGGCGAUUCCCCAGUGCCAAACGACCCCAGCGACCCCAACCCAGAUCCCGUGGGGCCACACACCCAGGCCGAGAUUGACGUCAUCCUCAAGAGAGAGCAGGAGGAACACCGGGCGGAAGAGGAGCGCCUGCUGAAGAAGGACGCCGAGCGCAAGAGGCGGAGGAAGAAGCUCAAGAAGGAAGAGGCGGAGAAACAGAGGCGGCUUGAAGAGGAGAGGAGAAAGGAGGAGGAUGAACUGCGGGCGACGCUGGCGAAAGAGGAAGAGAGGAGGCAGGCGGAGGAGGAGAGGAGACUGGAGGAGGAGGACCGGAGGCUGAGGGAGGAGGCAGAGGCCGCUGCGAAGGAGAAGGAGAGGCAGGUGGAAGAGGAGAGGAUAAGGCAUAAACUGAACCUGAUGGAGAAGUUGAGAGCCCUUGAGGAGGAAGAGGAAGAGGAGGAGGUGUGGCUGAGAGGAGAUGUCUUCCAAAUGCCUCCAAAGGUGGCAGAGGAGAGCAUCCAACCAAUCCCUGCUCCCCCUGAGGAACAUCACGGGGAUGUUGAAGAGGAGGAGGAGGGCCAAGAAGAAGAGAUAGAGAUGAUUUCACCAAGAGCCGGCCUUCCGCCCGGCUGUGACAUUUCUGAUGUCAUCGUGACUUGUGAGAAUGCAAAGCUGACCAGUUUCCCUCCUUUGUCCAUCCCCGAGCUCAAAUCACUCAGUCUGGAGGGUAACACCAUCACAUCUAUCCCUGUGGGGGCCUUUAAUGGGAUUCCUAACCUGGAGUGGAUCAACCUUGGCAAGAAUAAGCUGACAUCUGCCGGCAUUGCCCCAAAAGUAUUUCAAAGCCUUAAACACUUGAGCCGCUUGUACCUGGAUGGAAACCUCCUGCAGCAGGUCCCAUCAGAUCUGCCCUCCACACUACAGGAGCUGAAGAUCAACGAAAACAAGUUAAGAGAGAUCGAACAAAAUAGCUUUCAAGAUCUGAGCCACCUUUUAACACUGGAGAUGGAGGACAAUGUUCUCAGUGAGGGGAACGUGAGCCCCUUAGCCUUCGCCCCUCUUACACAGCUGUCCUACCUGCGGAUGGGAAGAAACCACUUCCGCACCAUCCCACAAGGCCUACCCCCCUCUCUGCUGGAACUUUAUCUUGAAAACAACCUAAUUGAAGAAAUAUCAGACUCUGUUUUCAACCAAACAACCAACCUCAAUUUGAUUUCCCUCGGACACAACAGACUUGAUGAGUCUAGGAUUGCACCAUUGGCUUGGAUCAACCACAAGAACCUGGAAUCGAUUGACCUCUCCCAUAACCGGAUGUACCUGGUGCCUUCCUACCUGCCCAGAUCCCUGGUCCACCUGGUGCUGGUGGGCAACCAGAUUGAAAGGAUCCCUGGCUACGUGUUUGCCCACAUGGAACCUGGUAUUGAGUACCUGUACUUAUCGUACAACAAGCUGGACGGGGAGGGGGUUGAACCUGAGUCGUUCUUUGGUGCCUUUGGCUCCAUGAUAGAACUGUGUCUGGACCACAACCAGCUGACCACCGUUCCCAUAGGGAUCAAUGAGAUGAAGUCCCUCCACUUCCUCAGACUCAAUAGCAACAACAUCAGGAAUUUUGCAGAGGAUGCCAUCUGUGAUCCUCUUAAUGAGGAUGACUCACACAUUGUGGCAUUGCGCUUGGAGAACAACUACAUUGAUCCCCGGAAAGUCUCACCGACUGCGUUCUCCUGUGUGCGUUCGUACUCCAGUGUGGUGUUGAAACCUCAGAAAACUAAGUGACAGGGCUGUUUAUUUGUACUCUACAAAAGAUCAACCGCAACUAAAACACCAGUCUCUCGCGGACCCCUGUCUGCAUUUCACCGGUAUUGUAACGUGUUAAUUUUGACAAGAAAUAGGAUUUCCUCUGAAAAUGUCACAUUUAUGCUGCAACUACUUUUAAAUUUUUGUCUUCAAUAUAGCCAUAGAUGGAUGUUGUUUGGAAAAGAAGCAGUAUCUUCUUUCUGUAUACCUUCAUAUAGAGCUAAGGAAAUAAGUAUUUCUAGCAGCGAAGUAGGAGCUGUCGGUGGUGGAUACAAGUUCAUGGAUGCCUUUCUACUGUUAUUGCUGCCUAAGAUUUGGAUGCUUCCGAUUUUUGUUUGAUGGAUCAACACAGGACUCACUAAAGGGAGAUUUCAAUGAUGCACUGAAAUGCAGAUUAAAUCCACUGAGAUAUAUAUAUAUAUAUAUACGUAGCUAGCUUGCCCACAUCAGUAUUUGGCAACUAGUUUGAUAGAUUGCUCUCUUCAAAAAUACCAAUAAUGUUUGUAAAGAUGGAAAAUUAUUAGUGGUUAUGUCGAUACUUCUACCUACCACUUGGUAUUUUGCUGGCUGAGUUUAGAUGGACAUUUACAUUUGUGCUAUUCACAUCAGGUGCUUGUUUCAAAUAAAUUACACACAUUGUUAAUAAAUAAACACAAAUAUUGUAUGUUA